AAGCAUUCUGCAGUCUGGACAAAUUGGCUCUUGUGUUGAACGCCUGAUUGGAUAUAAACUUCGGCGAGCUUGAAUCUAACUCUGUAGCCUCACCGAUGAUCAGGAUCCAGAACAGAAGCAAUUGCGAGCCUAUCUCGCCACGGGGUCUCCGUCGGGGGAACUCACGCACCCGAUUGAUGGGCGACGCCAAGAUUAAGUAGAUCGGAUCCACCCCUUUUUUCUUUAAUGCGGGGGUAAAUGCGGCGUGAUUAAUCAUCUAUCAUAGUGAAUUAGCACUAUAUAAUCAAGCUCUCCUUGGUGGGAUAAAGCUAUCGUUUGUUAUUUCGUUAGAACUUCCCACUCGUCCUAACCUAACAGUGGGUAUACGACAACAACCGCGGUGAACCCACAACCAUUUUAUUCACUAUCUGGCUGACCGACCAAGCCAAAUUGAAAAUGUCUGCUACAAUCCCAGAUUCGAUGCAAGCACUCGUCGGAAACCGACUGGCGGCCGCGCGACUAGUCAACUAUGCCUUUGGGAAGCCCUGUGGAGACGGGGCGAAGGUCCAAACGGUGCCCACUCCAACCAUAUCAGACACGGAAAUCCUCGUUCGUGUCAAAGCGGUCGCGUUGAAUCCCACAGACUUCAAACAUGUCGAUCUUCUCGCCGCAAAAGGGGCCAUCAUCGGCUGCGACUUUGCCGGAACGGUGGCCAAGGUGGGAUCCAAAGCACCCGGCAACUGGCAAGUCGGUGAUCGGGCAGCAGGCUGGGUGCACGGUGGCUUGUAUUACGACCGUGGUUCGUUCGCCGAGUUUCUCAAGGUCCCGGCGGACCUGGCUUGGAAGGUUCCCUCCAGUGUGAGCGACGAAGCAGCAAGUACCUAUGGGGUGUCUGCCGUCACGGCGGUGCUGGCUCUCAAUGCUCGCCUGGACGUUCCGUGGGCCGAUGGAGGCCCGCAAGGAGGACAUCGUGACUCGCCUGUGUUUAUAUACGCGGGCGCAACUAGUGCCGGUCUCUACGCCAUUCAGCUAGCCAAACUAGCCGGCUUAAAGGUCGUAACCACGGCAUCUCCACGGUCGCAUGACCUGGUAAAGCAAUACGGCGCAGACGACGUGUUUGAUUACCGAUCACCAACCGCAGCAGACGAAAUUGCCAGGGCGUAUCCACAGAUGAGCCGAGCUCUGGACUGCUUUUCCGAAGGCGGUUCGACGGACUUUUGCAUUAAGGUUGUACAGAAGGCGAAGGGCAAGGUGGUCACUCUGUUAGACAGGGGCAAGACGACCGACAAGGGAGUGGAAGUGGACUUUUUGCUUGGGUAUGGGGCCUUCAAUCUUCCAUACCAGUGGAUGCCUCCUGUUGGACCUCAAUUCUCCGCCAACCCGUCCGACAACGCGGCUUUGCGUCGGUUUUAUGCAUCAUUGCACGACGUCUGCCAUCAACUGCGAGCACCUCCUCUCAAAAGCAUCGAUGGCGGGCUACACCAUCUCAAUGAAGGCCUCGAUCUUCUUCGCAAGGGAAAGGUUGCUGGUACCAAGUUGGUUGCCCGUCUUCAAUAACGUUCUACCCAUGGUGCACAUCAGUGUGAGGUACCAGCGUAAACCUUCAUGUAUUUAUAUGAUUUGAUGUUCGUUAAGCGGUAAUAAACUGUGUACAUUUGUAAGAACCACGACCAUAAUUAUCCAACUGAAGAAAUCAUUGUUGCUAGAAAGAUGUCAAGGAUCUAUGUUGAUUUAUCCACAGCUAGUCACUAUACCAUGCAAGGCACCUUAUAGAAAUCUUUCAACCAAAUUCCCCUGGACCUUGACAAACAUUACACUCCUCUUAGUUGAUAGGAUUCUCCAUAUUUGGGAGAGAGUUCUGGCCGCCCUUGAAGUGGAUCUACAUGCCAGUCG
Messenger RNA from Aspergillus pseudotamarii, 1872 nucleotides. Its product is annotated as zinc-binding alcohol dehydrogenase family protein. Gene Ontology annotation, molecular function: oxidoreductase activity, acting on NAD(P)H. The record is from RefSeq and is a predicted model, not a curated record. The coding region runs from base 436 to 1536 and encodes 366 amino acids. The transcript has a single exon. NCBI's taxonomy places the organism in Eukaryota, Fungi, Ascomycota, Eurotiomycetes, Eurotiales, Aspergillaceae.